AUGUUUAAGAGACUUGAUUGGCCGUUGAUUUCUGCUUUUGUUGAGAGGUGGCAGCCAGAUACGAACACCUUUCACAUGCCAUUUGGGGAGAUUACGAUCUUGUUGCACGACGUGUACAACAUACUUGGGUUACGGGUCGAAGGCAAUAUGGUCACCACUACUCCUAGCAUGGACGUGUUACGGGACGCGUGCUCGAUCACCAUGGAUAUGACUCCAGAUGAUCUGUCUGAGAUUUGCGGCACAAAGACCAUUUGGCAGGGUAGUGGGGUGUUGACUGAUAAGAUUUUUGAGUCGACAUUGGCGGUUGACCGGGAUUUUAGUGACCAGCUUGAUGGAUACUUGUGGUUAGUGCUUAGAGGUACACUGUUUGUAGACAAGAGUGGUAACCGUACGCAUCCUUCCUUCCUCCACGAGCUAUGUUACAUGGAUGUCCCUAUUAACGAGUAUGCUUGGGGAACAGCUGCACUGGCCUACUUGUAUCGGCAAUUGGGCACGGCAUCACGGAAAGGUGCUGAUUCGAUUGCUGGUUGUCUCAUGCUUCUGCAAACGUGGAUUUAUGAGUACUUUCUGUGCUUUCGGCCACAGAAGGGUACCUUGACGUGGAACCUUUAA
This is a messenger RNA of Chenopodium quinoa (quinoa), 612 nucleotides long. RefSeq names its product protein MAINTENANCE OF MERISTEMS-like. Bases 1 to 612 code for a protein of 203 amino acids. The record is from RefSeq and is a predicted model, not a curated record. Lineage: Eukaryota; Viridiplantae; Streptophyta; Magnoliopsida; Caryophyllales; Amaranthaceae. The transcript has a single exon. Gene Ontology annotation, biological process: meristem maintenance; meristem development.